Harmonia axyridis is the source of this 2161-nucleotide messenger RNA. RefSeq names its product regulator of nonsense transcripts 3B (gene Upf3). Bases 263 to 1687 code for a protein of 474 amino acids. Gene Ontology annotation, molecular function: mRNA binding. NCBI's taxonomy places the organism in Eukaryota, Metazoa, Arthropoda, Insecta, Coleoptera, Coccinellidae. Gene Ontology annotation, biological process: positive regulation of translation; nuclear-transcribed mRNA catabolic process, nonsense-mediated decay. The transcript has a single exon. Gene Ontology annotation, cellular component: cytoplasm; nucleolus. The record is from RefSeq and is a predicted model, not a curated record.
CAUGUUGUAAAUAACACAUUACACCAUGUAUAUUUUCAUCAUGGUAAUUAUUAAAGUUAUUGUAACUGAUGUAACCAUACAUAACUACUAAUAAUUCUAUGAGUAUCACAGAAUAACAAAAUAAUAUUUGUAAAUAUUCAAUAAUAUGGUUAUGUGUGAUUAAUGAUUAAAUGUCAAAUAUAGAAGGCUUUUUAUGGUCUUUUUAGAAGAUUUUUCAAAUAAACGGUUUAUUGAUAAUUGAAAUAUAUCACAUUCUGAUAAAAUGGCGUUGACAGAGGAAAGCAAACCAACCUCUGGAAAAGCACUUAAUUCAGGAAGCCAAAAACUAGAAAAACGCGAGAAACCUCCGACUAAAGUUAUUAUCAGAAGACUUCCACCUGUUAUUGAGAAAGAAUCAUUGUUGAAUCAAAUAUCCCCUUUACCUGAUUAUGAUUAUUUUUAUCUUGUUAAUGGAGAAGCUGCUUUGGGAGAAAAUUCAUUUUCUCGGGCAUAUAUCAACUUUACUAAUCUGACAGAUGUCUAUGAAUUUAAGGAAAGAUUCGACAAUUAUGUUUUUUUAGAUCAAAAAGGAAAUGAAUAUCCUGCUGUUGUAGAAUUUGCACCUUUUCAAAAAAUACCUAAAAAACGAAACAAAGUCAGGUCUGAUCCUAAAUGUGGUACAAUUGAAUCUGAUCCCUAUUAUCUGGAGUUCUUGGAAUAUUUGAAAAAGCCGAAAGAACAAGAAGAUAAGCCUGAAUAUUCUUAUCAGUUCACUUCUGAUAACAAAGACAAAGAAGUUGUUACCACUCCAUUAUUAGAUUUUGUUAGAAACCGAAGAGCUGAGCGAAUGAGAAUCCGGGAAGAGAGAAGGGAGGAAAGAAAGAGAAAAGAGAAGAAGGUCAAAGAGGAAGAAAAAAAGAAGAGAUCAGAAGAAAAGUUUUUAUCUAAAUCAUUCUCUAAAAUGAAAUUAGAUACCAAAGAUGUGUCAGAUAAUGAUGAAAAAGAAGAUGGAUUUGAGAAUUGUGAGAAUAAAAGUGAAAAUUAUUCAGAGAGGUCAUAUUCGUAUAAGAACAAAGAAAGAAAAUUUGAUGAUCGAAAGAAAAAUCCAAAAAUUACCUCGCCAAGAAAAGAAUUUGUGGAUAAACGAGAGUUUAAAAAUCGAAAGGAACAUUUCAAAGAACCUAAAAUCGAUACUCCCAAAAAAGAAGAGAAGCAGUUACCCAAAAAAGCAAAAAAAUACAGUGAGAAAAGAGAAGAACGCAAAAUAGAAGCUCAAAAGAGGGCCGAAGAGAUAACUCUUCGGAUCAAGAAAGGGGAAGAAUCCUCAGUUGCUAGUUUGGAACCUUCCGAAGAUGACAUAUUUAAAAAGAAAAUAAAAGCGAAAACAGAAAAUGUCAGCUUGAAUGAAGCAGAUCAAGAAGAAAAGUUAAGCGAGAUCCAAACAAAGUCUGUGGAAAAUGAAGGGAGUAGUAAGUCGGAAGUUGUUCAUAAUAGUAAGGAAAAUUCUUCUAAAAUUCAGAAGACUAUUAAGGAUUCUAAAAUAACUGAAAGCAAAUCUGGGGAUUCUGUGGAGAGUAGUAGAGAACAUAAAAGAGAAAGAAUAAGAAAUAAAGAUCGACCUACCAUUGCAAUUUAUAGACCUGGCAUGCUUUCUAAAAGAAAGCUUACUGAAGGAGAUGAUAAAGAAUCAACCAAAGAAUCAAAGUGAAAAUAAGUUUUCUUUGAGAAAGGUUUUAACAAUCUCAACCUCUUUAAAAUAACAUGUUAGAAUAUAGAUAAUAAUUGUGUUAUUUUCAUUGAACUUGUUGAGUUUCAAAUUAUUUUAGAUGAAACUUAUUUGAACUUAAUCAACAUCAAUGUUAUAGGAACGUUAUGACAUACCUCCCUUUUUCUUCUUUCUUUCUUUUUGUCUUUCUUUUUGUCUUUCCUAGUGAUCAAAAUCAAUGUUUAUGAAACAUAGUGGCAUACCUGGUCAGUUAUUUUUGUGUUUCCUAGUGACCAAAGAUGGUUCAGUAUGCUGCAUGAUUAUUAUUUAAGGGGAUAUCAGAAACUGAAAAUGUUAUCGAUUUUUCUUUCUGAAACCAAGGAUAACUUAUGGAUUUUUUUUAAGUGUAUGUAUUACAAUGUUUUGUUUUUGAUUUUUUUGUAAAUGUUAUUUCGGAUAUAUAUUCUUGAACCAAAA